AUGUAUGGUGCCUAUAGCGUCCAAUUUUAUCUCAUGGAAGUUGCUAAUCUAUCACGCGGAGCCGUUGAUUUUAUCGGAUUGAUGCUCAACCUCGAAGCAGAUAUGUAUGCAAGCAUUGUGGAAAUUGCACGUGACUUCAAACUGCUUCCGGUGAAUGCAAACUUCUCGCAUAUCGAUGGUGGGAAUGAUCUUUUGAUUAAUGCACUUGCCAAAGCUUGUCAGACAGUACUAAAUGGAAGAUGUUCUCUCUAUCUUAACCGACCAAUAUCCAGCGUGCUCUACAGCAGCUCUUCACAUACAGGUACACUUGAAUCGAAAGGUCUGACAGUACCUGGCAACUUUACGGACAUUGUGGUGGCAACAACAGCUCGUGCAGCCAAUGCCAUCGAUUUUCGUCCGAGAAUUGAAUUUAUUACCAAAUAUCAGGCGCUGCGUCAGUUGAAUUAUGACUGUGCGAGUAAGAUUGCUCACUCGUUCAGUGUUCGGUGGUGGGAGAAGCAAGUUAUUACUGGUGGUCAUUCAAUUACUGACUUACCGGUACGCUUUGUCUACUACUAUAACUUUAGCACGACCUCUAAUCGCACGGAGGAUGGUGCUAUCAUGUUGAGUUCAUACACGUGGGCACAGGACGCGCUUCUUUGGUCGGGAAUGCGUGAUAAUCAAUCGUGCAGACUUGCUUUGGAUAAUCUUAACUUGAUUCAUGCGACAUCCGACGUAUACAGUUAUGAGGCAGGCUGUCAGACCUAUCAUUGGUGCAACGAUCCAUAUUCUUUGGGUGCCUAUGCUCUUUUCACGCCUUAUCAAGAAGUUAAUAUUCAUAAUGAUCUGGGUGCGUCGGUUGGUGACACAGUUCAUUUCAUUGGUGAGCAUACGAGUUUGGCACACGCCUGGGUCGAAGGUGCUGUACUAUCUUCGAUGCGUCUCCUAAUGCAUUUGCAAGAGGAAGUUUUCGAUUUGGCAAUUAUUGGUGGAGGACCGCUUGGCCUGGCAACAGCUCUAGCAAUGUCACAAAAACAGCCAACUUGGCGCAUCGCCAUCAUCGAACGAUUUCAACUAGGAAACACUCAAGGUAGCUCGGGCUCUUCAGAUAUUCGACAAUUUCAGCAAGCCUAUGUCGAGUGGUAUAUGAGCGACCUAGGCAGAUUAGCAGUUCCAAUGUGA
Molecule: messenger RNA, 1161 nt
Organism: Rotaria socialis
Lineage: Eukaryota; Metazoa; Rotifera; Eurotatoria; Philodinida; Philodinidae
Source: the annotation of a GenBank genome assembly